UCCUGAUAUGUGUUUCCAUAGCUCCCUUAGUGCCGGUGUACGAUAAAGACGGUGUGGCGCUGACACUGAGUUGUGAGAAGCAGUCAGACACCGCCAUGACAGUCAUGCUAACAGCCUCCAACUCCACCGACUCAGACAUCAGCAGCUUCACCCUGCAGGCUGCAGUGCCCAAGAGUGUCAAGUUAAACAUGAAUGCUCCCAGCGGGGACUCUCUUCCUGCACGAGGCGCAGCUAAGGUGACCCAGAUGGUCGUCCUCAACUACCAAAACAAGGUGAACCUGAAGAUGAAGGUCCGCAUCUCUUACAGCAGCCGAGGGUCGACCUUUCAGGACACGGUGCAGAUCGACACCUUCCCCGGACUCUGACAGCAGCCAAUCAGGAAACAGGACUACGACAACACUCUCCGGAUGAGUCAGCAGGAACCUUACAGACGGCUGGAGUUUUUAGAAAAUGUUGCCGUCACACCCUCCACACUACCGUCUAAAGCUGCUGUUUCUAAGAAUUCCUGAUUUUGUUAGUGUUUUUACAGCUGAAGAAACCCUAAUAAGCCUGAACUCACCAUAUCUCCUAGAAUCCACGUGCAAAUGUGACCGAUGGCAUUAUUUAAUAUGGCACAAGCUUUAGAAUUUGCCCCUCUAAUACAAAAAUAGAAAUCGAUUUUCUUGGAUUUUUGCAAACAAAACUGUCCGGAAAAGAUGGCAUGUUUUUUUGGUAUUAUUUCACUCCAUAAAUAUGUCCGGUAUAUGUCCUCACGUUUGAAGUGAUUUUUCCUAUGAAGUAUUUGCCUUUACCAUUUUAACUUUGUUGUACUAAUGACACACCACUAUCACGAUGAAACGCUCUGAUCCAGUACACUUUAUUUGACUGGGAAACGCAGGGAUAUAAAUUAGAGAUUUUAGGGUUUAGGAUCGUAAACACAACCUUAGGUGUUGCAGAUUUACCAUGCCUCCUUCAGCUCGGAAAAUUCACCUCAUUAAUUCCCCUGUGCCUUUCAUCCCCUCAACAAACGAGGUUUUUUGUUUUCAUGUACAAAAAAUAAUGCAAUUAUAUUUGGUUUUUAGUGGCAAAGAAAUGGUUUUAAAUGUGAGGGUUGUAGUCCUCUUUAACAUGUUUUUAUCAUUCCGACUCGAGCAUGCUUUUCCUGACCAGUAUCUCCUCGUCUGUUGUUUACAGAGGCUCCUGAGUUAUUUUAUUUUAUGAAGACUGUGUACAGUGAUAGAGGGAUGGGCAUGAUACUGUCUACAAGAUGUAUAUUUCAGAUUUUAAGUAUAUUAGCACAAUAAGAAGAGUUUUUGGAAAAUCUUGAAUCACCUCAGUAAUUUGAUUACUCAUCUCAUAAUCAUGGAUCUCUAAUUAAAAGAAAAACACUCUGGACGUAAACAACGGUGCUUUAAAUGGAUUUCAGUGUACCUGUUUCAGAUCACUACCUUAAAGUAGAGAUGUAAAGAAAGACCAGGAUGAGUAUUCUUGUUUUCGCUGGUUGUUGAAAUCUGUUCCUUGGCAUUUUCUAAUAAAAAAUCUGUUUUCAGUACCGUCA
Molecule: messenger RNA, 1537 nt
Organism: Notothenia coriiceps (black rockcod)
Lineage: Eukaryota; Metazoa; Chordata; Actinopteri; Perciformes; Nototheniidae
Product: AP-1 complex subunit gamma-like 2
Exons: 3
Coding region: 96-365 (89 amino acids)
Biological process (GO): intracellular protein transport; vesicle-mediated transport
Source: RefSeq, a predicted model, not a curated record